AUGAUCAAUCCGACAUACCUCGCUCAGAGGACGCGGUCCUCGGCCAAUUGGAACGAUGCCAAACGGCGGGUCCUCAGUUCAUACCGGGACUGGCUUCGCGCUGCACCGGAAAUCCAGUCCAUGUACUCUCUCAACAUACCCGUCUCACGAAUCCGCACCAAGACACGACAAGAAUUCGAGAGGCACCGAUAUGUAGCACAGCUUCCCGUAAUCGAUGUGCUGCUGUUUCAAUCGCACGUGGAGUACCAGGAAACCCUCAACUACUGGAAGCAGCUUACACAUAUCUUGAAGUACUUCCGCGCAGAGGAGGAUCCAAAAGCGAGACUGCCGCAGAACUUCAUCAACGGGUUCUUGGAGGUAAGCUCCCCUGCCUGGGCCAACGCCUGCGCACCGCCGUACUGA
Messenger RNA from Coniosporium apollinis CBS 100218, 402 nucleotides. Its product is annotated as NADH dehydrogenase (ubiquinone) 1 alpha subcomplex 6. Bases 1 to 402 code for a protein of 133 amino acids. The transcript is spliced from 4 exons. Lineage: Eukaryota; Fungi; Ascomycota; Dothideomycetes. The record is from RefSeq and is a predicted model, not a curated record. Gene Ontology annotation, biological process: response to oxidative stress.